Messenger RNA from Cheilinus undulatus (humphead wrasse), 1040 nucleotides. RefSeq lists its product as uncharacterized. NCBI's taxonomy places the organism in Eukaryota, Metazoa, Chordata, Actinopteri, Labriformes, Labridae. The coding region runs from base 212 to 715 and encodes 167 amino acids. The record is from RefSeq and is a predicted model, not a curated record. The transcript is spliced from 4 exons.
UUGACAGACUCAGGAGACAACAGGUGGAUGGUCACGCCCAGCUUGUUGAGCAGGUAGAGCAGGUUACAAACACGGUGCCAACAGACGUCGAACAGGAAAAACGCAGGAGGGGAGUGACGCGCGCGGCCAGGACAGACACUCGGAAUGAGCAACAAGUGAUCCGGCAGCUUGUCUGCUCCAGUAGGUCCAGUAUCUCCACGCAGCCGCCGAGAUGAAGCUCGUGGUAGUGGUAACCGUCCUGAGCGCGGUUUUCAUGGUCGCACUGAUUGUCCAAGCUGUGCGUCAGGAAAUGAACCUACGUGAGGUGAAACACCGCAUGGAACAAAACACGAUGGAGGUCAAGAGGAAAGAGGCAGCCAUCAUCGAGAUGAAAGCCAAUAUCGACACGUUAACGAGAACAUUGGACGACGCCAACAGACGGGUAGGAAGUGUGAAGCAGAAGAAUGAAGAAAUAGCAUCGUCAACAAGGAACUCUGAGGACGUUCUGAGGGCCUGUAACAAGGAUAAGGGAAAAAUUGUGGACAUGAAGACAGAGAAGACUAAGGUCAUUGCCCAACUCAGAGCUGAUCAUGAAGAAGCCAAAAAGAAGGCUGAGGCAGACAUUCAGAGCUUGAAACAGCAGAUUUUGGAUAGAGACAAAGCUGUUUGUGCCUUUGCAGAUACAUCAAAGGAGGAAGCACGGAAGCUAUGUGGAAUUACUGAAACUUCACAAUAAAGCCACUUCUCAUAAAUGAACAUCCCCAUGAGCUGUUUGAAAAAGAGGAUUAUCAUGCCUGAAGAAACAGUCAAAUACACUGACGUGUUUACAACCUGAUUCUUUAUGAUAAGAAGUAUUUUUUUUUAGUAAUGUACAUUAAAUUGCACAGACAUCACAGGGUGAGAAAAUAUGUUACAUACCAUUUUAAAAUUUGUGUUUGUUUGUGGGAUCUGGUUUGGCAUUUUCUCCCUACUGAUACUUGUCACAGCCUUACUUAGUAACAAACUCUCUCAUGUCAAAUGAUUUCCAGAAAUAGCUGUCUGAUUAAACCAGUAAAUCUGCA